CACGAGAAUCGACGAAAUGACGCAUUCGUCAUAACUUCAAAGAAAAAAAUGGUAGCAUCGCAAUAGUGGCUAACUUUUCCAACAUUUCCGUGUUAAUUUUUGGGUGUUAGUCCUUCCGAAACGCUUUAAAUAUACGUUCCCCGUCUGCCCCGAAGUCGGAAGGCCUUGAGUGAUAGCUGCAGAGCCAGGAACAAGUGGUACGAGAGAAAUGAGUUUCUUUGGGAAAAUGUUUUCCGGCAAAAAGGGCGACCCGGCGCCAACUCCCAGCGAAGCGAUCCAGAAGCUGCGGGACAUCGAGAAUAUGCUCACCAAGAAGCAGGAAUUCCUGGAGAAGAAGAUCGAAGUCGAACUGGACACAGCCCGGAAGAAUGGAACCAAAAACAAGAGAGCUGCCCUACAGGCCCUGAAACGAAAGAAGCGAUACGAGAAGCAGCUCACGCAGAUCGAUGGCACCCUAUCCACGAUCGAGAUGCAACGGGAAGCUCUGGAGAAUGCCAAUACGAACACAGCCGUUCUGACCACCAUGAAGAAGGCUUCCGACGCCCUGAAGGCAGCCCACAAAGAUAUGAACAUCGACGACGUUCAUGAAAUGAUGGACGACAUUGCGGAGCAGAACGAUAUUGCCAAUGAAAUCUCCAACGCCGUUUCGUCAGCCGUCGGAUUCGGUCAGGACAUCGACGAGGACGAACUCGAGAAAGAACUGGAGGAACUGGAACAGGAAGAGCUGGACAAAGAACUGCUCGGGGUACAGCCGGAAACGGACCAGCUACCGGAAGUACCGAACACCGAUCUACCGACCAAGGCGAAAGACAAGGAGAAGAAAAAGGCAGCAGUCGUGGAAGACGACGACGAUCCCGAUAUGAAGGAGCUCAUGUCCUGGGCUAACUAAACUUAACGUUUUCUGUGUCUUUUCGCUAGCAGCAUCCCACUCCUAAAGAAGCCAGCAGCGUCGCUAGUAGGUACAGGUUAGCUUUCAAAUUCAUAUAUGCACUUAAUACACAACAACAAUAUGUAUAUGAACAACAAGCCGACUUCUUCAAGCAUUGCGAGUCUGCCACUAUGAAAUCGAGAGAAAAAAAAACAAAAUGCUUGAGCAACGGGUUUUUGUAGAGUUGAGAGCGAGCUCGUAAAUUUUUCAGUUCCAAUAUUCGCGUUAUUCCGUCAAAUUGUUCUCUGUCUGUUUCAAUUAGAUAUUAUCUGUCUGUGUUCUGCUUCUAACCGAAAAAAACUAAUCAUGAUUUAGCGCAGAGUUUAUUUUCCUAUCGUUUAUUUAAAGUCUUGAAGUAACCACUAUAAUAGUAAGAGAUUAUCCUCGAUCAUCACCGAGAAAAGAGUCGUGGUCAAACACACACACACACAUGAUGCUAAAUCGGGAUGAGUCCUGUGAAUGUGACAUACCUACAACAAGUUGGGGAAUUUUUGGUUAAAGUAAAACGAAUCAAUACCAAGUUCAUAACUGAGUUUAGUUUGAAAUGUUUUAUAAUUUCAAAUAAUUUAUGAUAUAAAUAAACCAAAACAGUGA
This is a messenger RNA of Uranotaenia lowii, 1522 nucleotides long. It is a transcript of the gene shrb, whose product is annotated as charged multivesicular body protein 4b. The record is from RefSeq and is a predicted model, not a curated record. Bases 209 to 889 code for a protein of 226 amino acids. Gene Ontology annotation, cellular component: multivesicular body; cytoplasmic side of plasma membrane; ESCRT III complex. Lineage: Eukaryota; Metazoa; Arthropoda; Insecta; Diptera; Culicidae. Gene Ontology annotation, biological process: late endosome to vacuole transport via multivesicular body sorting pathway; vesicle budding from membrane. The transcript is spliced from 5 exons.